This is a messenger RNA of Sus scrofa (pig), 2312 nucleotides long. RefSeq names its product UDP-N-acetylglucosamine pyrophosphorylase 1 (gene UAP1). Gene Ontology annotation, biological process: UDP-N-acetylglucosamine biosynthetic process. Gene Ontology annotation, molecular function: UDP-N-acetylglucosamine diphosphorylase activity. The record is from RefSeq and is a predicted model, not a curated record. NCBI's taxonomy places the organism in Eukaryota, Metazoa, Chordata, Mammalia, Artiodactyla, Suidae.
CUUGCGUUCUGGGCGCUGACGUGUCGGGGCGGGUGACUUCGGCUCCUCCCCGUGCGGGCAGCCACUCGUCGCGGCGACAGAGGGGCGGGGUGGCCGGGGCCGGCGCUCCCCCUGGCCCCUGCUCCCGGCCCGCCCCGCCGCCCCGGCCCCCCGGAUGAGGGUAUAUAUUCGGAGCGGGCGCGGGAGGCCGAUGAGUGGCCGCGCCGAAGGAGCCAGAGCCGGGCGGAGCAGCGGUCGGUCGCGCCGAGGGAGGUUUACAGGUCUAGAAAUUACACCCGUGUUUUCACAGAACUUGACUAUUAGAGCAUUAUGAAUGUUAAUGACCUCAAACUCAGGUUGUCCAAAGCUGGGCAAGAACACCUGCUACACUUCUGGAAUGAGCUGGAAGAAGCCCAACAGGUAGAACUGUAUGCAGAACUCCAGGCCAUGAACUUUGAGGAGCUGAACUUCUUUUUCCAAAAGGCCAUUGAAGACUUUAACCAUUCUUCUCAGCAAGAGAAAGUGGACGCGCGGAUGGAGCCUGUCCCUCGAGAGGUGUUGGGCAGUGCUACCAGGGAUCAAGACCAGCUGCAGGCCUGGGAGAGUGAAGGACUUUUCCAGAUUUCGCAGAACAAAGUGGCAGUUCUUCUUCUCGCCGGUGGGCAGGGGACAAGACUUGGUGUUGCCUAUCCCAAGGGGAUGUAUGAUGUUGGUUUGCCAUCCCAUAAGACGCUUUUUCAGAUUCAAGCAGAGCGUAUCCUGAAGCUUCAGCAGUUAGCUGAAAAAUAUCAUGGCAACAAAUGUAUCAUUCCAUGGUAUAUAAUGACCAGUGGCAGAACAAUGGACUCUACAAAGGAAUUCUUCACAAAGCACAAGUACUUUGGUUUAAAAAAAGAGAAUGUCAUCUUUUUUCAGCAGGGAAUGCUGCCUGCUAUGAGUUUUGAUGGGAAAAUUAUUUUGGAAGAGAAGAACAAGGUUUCUAUGGCUCCAGAUGGGAAUGGUGGUCUUUAUCGGGCUCUUGCAGCCCAGAAUAUUGUGGAGGAUAUGGAGCAGAGAGGCAUUUGGAGCAUUCAUGUCUAUUGUGUUGACAACAUAUUAGUAAAAGUGGCAGACCCACGGUUCAUUGGGUUUUGCAUUCAGAAAGGAGCAGACUGUGGAGCAAAGGUGGUGGAGAAGACGAAUCCUACAGAACCAGUUGGAGUGGUUUGCCGCGUGGAUGGAGUCUAUCAAGUGGUAGAAUACAGUGAGAUUUCUCUGGCAACAGCUCAAAAACGAAGCUCUGAUGGACGACUGCUGUUCAACGCAGGGAACAUUGCCAACCAUUUCUUCACCGUACCAUUUCUGAGAGACGUUGUCAACAUUUAUGAACCUCAGUUGCAGCACCAUGUAGCCCAAAAGAAAAUUCCAUAUGUGGAUUCCUUGGGGCAGUUAAUUAAGCCAGACAAACCAAAUGGAAUAAAGAUGGAAAAAUUUGUCUUUGACAUCUUCCAGUUUGCAAAGAAGUUUGUGGUGUAUGAAGUAUUACGGGAAGAUGAAUUUUCCCCACUGAAGAAUGCAGACAGUCAGAAUGGGAAAGACAACCCUACUACUGCAAGGCAUGCUUUGAUGUCCCUCCACCAUUGCUGGGUCCUCAACGCCGGCGGCCACUUCAUAGAUGAAAAUGGCUCUCGCCUCCCAGCAAUUCCCCGCUUGAAGGAUGCCAAUGAUGUACCAAUCCAAUGUGAAAUCUCUCCUCUUAUCUCCUAUGCUGGAGAAGGACUAGAAAGUUAUGUGGCAGAUAAAGAAUUCCAUGCACCUUUAAUCAUUGAUGAGAAUGGAGUCCAUGAGCUGGUGAAGAAUGGUAUAUGAGCCAGAUAACAAGUUCCACCACAAUAAGAAUAGCUUUUAUUUUUGAUAGACCAACUGUGAACCUACAGGACCUCUCCUGGAAUACUCAUUUGAAUAUCCACAGGCUUUCAUUUUGGUUAUUGAACUCUUGUAACUACUACAUAUUCCCCAAGAUCCAGAUGACUGAACUUCAGAAGGUGUUUUCAUGAUUCUCAGCUGAUUGAAGGUCUUAUUUAUAUUUUUCAAUUGUAUAAUUUUUUUUUCCAACCCAAGGAAAACAUCGACCAUCUAGGAAAUUUCCUACAGCUUAAGUAUUGCUAGAUGUUCACCAUCACUUUACUUGAAGCCGGAAGCAUUUGUUUUUGAAGUUGUACAUAGUAAUAAUAUGUCAUUGUACAUGUUGAAAGGUUUCUAUGGUACUAAAAAUUUGUUUUAUUUUAUCAAAAAUUAAAUUUUUUUAAGAAAAUAAUUGGACAGUUAAAUAAACUUUUCCUCUUGUCUCUGGA